Messenger RNA from Bactrocera tryoni, 1652 nucleotides. RefSeq names its product adenylosuccinate synthetase (gene Adss). The coding region runs from base 171 to 1523 and encodes 450 amino acids. Gene Ontology annotation, cellular component: cytoplasm. The record is from RefSeq and is a predicted model, not a curated record. Gene Ontology annotation, molecular function: GTP binding; adenylosuccinate synthase activity. NCBI's taxonomy places the organism in Eukaryota, Metazoa, Arthropoda, Insecta, Diptera, Tephritidae. Gene Ontology annotation, biological process: 'de novo' AMP biosynthetic process; IMP metabolic process. The transcript is spliced from 6 exons.
UGGACCGAUAAAUGUGCUUUUCUAUUCCCUGUGAUUUCUUUACAAGUUUUGCUUGUGUCGAGAAAAGUACUUAGGGUACGUUCGUGACAGUGAUCGGGAUUUGUGUAUUUUCGGUCGAUUGCAGAAUAUCUACCAAAAUAGCGCCACCGACGCCGACCAAACGUGUGAAGAUGACGGAGUCCAGUAGCAGUGUUGUGAACGGGAGUAACUAUGAGACAUUACAUCAAGGACGUCUCAACAUGUACAAAUCCAAGGUUGGAGUUGUGCUAGGAGCUCAAUGGGGCGAUGAAGGCAAGGGCAAAGUUGUCGAUAUGCUAGCGCUGGAAGUGGACAUUGUUUGCAGGUGUCAGGGCGGAAAUAAUGCUGGACACACCGUUGUAGCUAAUGGCACUGAAUUUGAUUUUCAUUUGCUGCCUAGUGGAAUUGUAAAUGAGAAGUGUAUAUCUGUGAUUGGCAACGGUGUUGUCAUCCACUUACCAUCACUCUUCGAAGAAUUAUCUAAAAAUGAGGCAAAGGGUUUGCAAAAGCUCGAACAUCGCUUGAUUAUUUCGGAUCGCGCGCAUUUGGUUUUUGACUUCCAUCAAUUGGUGGAUGGUAUGCAGGAGGCCGAAAAGGGUGGCAAAUCGCUCGGUACCACCAAGAAAGGUAUUGGUCCGGCUUACUCCAGCAAGGCUACACGUAAUGGCAUUCGCGUAGGCGAAUUGUUGGGUGAUUUCAAUAUCUUCACUGAUAAGUUUAAAUCGAUUGUUGCAACACAUUUGCGUCUUUUCCCUUCUAUUAAUAUCGACGUUGAAGCUGAGUUAGCGCGAUACAAGGAGUAUGCGGAAAAGAUUCGGCCCUAUGUAAAAGACACCAUUUGUUUCCUUCACACUGCAUUGCGCCAAGGCAAGAAGAUACUGGUAGAGGGUGCCAAUGCCGCUAUGUUGGAUAUUGAUUUUGGCACUUAUCCAUACGUAACGAGCAGCAAUUGCAGUAUAGGUGGCGUACUUACUGGUCUGGGUCUACCACCUCAGACUAUUGGUGAUGUUAUUGGAGUCGUUAAAGCAUAUACCACUCGUGUAGGCGAUGGUCCGUUCCCCACCGAACAAAUUAAUGAAAUUGGUGAGCUGCUCCAGACAAAGGGUGCCGAAAUUGGUGUUACAACAAAACGAAAACGUCGCUGUGGUUGGUUAGAUAUUCCGUUACUUAAAUAUACCUCACUUGUAAACGGUUAUACAAGCAUUUGUUUAACGAAACUUGAUAUACUUGAUACUUUACCAGAGAUCAAGGUGGCUGUUGCUUACAAACGCGCUAAUGGGGAAACUUUGGAUCAUUUCCCUGGCACAAUUGCCGAAUUGGGCGAAAUUGUUGUUGAAUACGCAACACUGCCCGGGUGGCAAGAGAGCACUGAACAUAUACGCAACUUUAAGGAGUUGCCUGAAAAUGCACAAAAGUAUGUACGUUUCCUAGAAAGUGAGCUGAGUGUACCAGUACAAUGGGUUGGAGUUGGCAAAGGUCGUGAGUCUAUAAUUAACAUCCACUAAUUUUAACACGAAACUUGUGUUUUUGCAUAAUUGGCUUUGUCAACUGCACAGAAACUCCGAUUGUGUACUUUAAUGAAUUUUAAGGAUUAUGUUAAUAAAAAUAUUUUGUUUUGACUUUUACUUGAUAUA